CUCGCCUCGUCCAACACCUCCACACCCUCGCCCGCGCCGCCUGCCGUCUUCGCCUCGCUGCAGAUCCGACGACUGCCCCGCUCUGCGCUCUCUCCUGCGCCAGUGGCAGCGGACGUUGAAGCAGCGAGUGGGCGCGGCCUCGCUCUCAGGCGCUCUCGCCCCACUCCUCUGACGCUCGGCGGAGCGGCGCCGCUGACCGCGCCACCCACACUCUGGCACGAUGAAUCUGCCACGACACACGCUCUCAUCGUCCGUCGCUUCGCCAGCGUUUGUCUCCGCUCACUUCUGCGCCGCCGAGACGUCAAGGCAGGGCGCUAUCAGCGCGGCUGCGGCACCUCCACUUGGCAGAGCAGCGGUCGCGCUCGGCCCCCGAGAGCCAGCCCAAGCUGCGGAGCCGGAUAGCCAUGCGGCUGGACGGGACGGCGAUGUAGAGGGCGCGUCGAACCUCUUCGCCUGCGCCACAAGCUCGGGCUUCUUCGUGGCGCAGGCGGCACCGCUAAAGAUCGUAGCUCGCCGAGACUUCCCGGCUGCUCACGGCGGGCUCAGCCAUGCAGCAGCUGUCGAUGACAGCUCGCUGCUGGUCCUGGUCGGUGGAGGGCGAGUGCCGCGCUUUGCGCCGAAUAAGGUCGUGCUUUGGGACGAGGCCGCCGAGGUGGUCUCCUCGAGGAAGCCGCCAGAACCAGCACAGACUGCGUACGCCUCGUCUUCGACUCAGGCCUCUACGGUCUUCUCUGCCGGCUCAGGCAUCGACCGCGAGAGCCUGUCCGGUCGCGUAGAUGCCAGCCAGCAUGCAGCACCGCAGCGCGACGGCCACGGCAAGACUGCGGAUCGGCUGACGGAAGCGGAGAGGCGCAUACAAGACUGGCGCAGUACGGCGGACAGCAGGCGAUCUUCGGCCAAGGGCAAGGCGCGCGCAGUCGACCCAGACGAGCUCGAGAACGACGACAGCCGCACAAGUGCAUCGGUUGCGAGCCCGACAGCCUCGCUCGCGUCCUCGAGGCUGUCAGUAGCCUCAUCCGCCAGCGCGCACGAGCUGUCCCAGUCGCUCUUCGACAGAGACGCCUUUGCGUAUGAGGACGAUCGGGACGAGCGCUCCAUAGCUGCGAGCUCAGCGGGCCUCGACGACCCUUUCGCCGUCACGCCUCCACGACAGCAGUCGCCUGCUGCGGCUCGCACGCCUCGUGACGAAGCUGCGCCUGCCGCUCGCUCGGGUUUUGAGCCGCAGGCAUCUUCUGCGCAGUCGCCGCGAGCGCGCAACUCGCGUCCACCACUCAGCCCAGUCGACAAUGUCGUGCGCACCGAGCGUCAGGACGCCGCGAGCACAGCAGAGCGGCCUGCUGCAGUGGCGAGACGAGGAAGAGAGGUGGCCGAGCUGGAGUUCGCCGAGGCGGUCAGCGGCAUUUGCGUGCGCUCGUUCAACCUUCAAGCGCAAGCGACGGAGAAUGAGGCGGCGACGCGAGCUUCGAGCGAUGCUCGCCGUAAGCCGAACUUUGCCGACGGCGCUGCUUCGCGCGACCGGGCUCGAGUGGACAAGGCUGUGAUACUGGCUGUGCUCCUCCGGAAGCGAGCAGUGAUCUUCGAGCUGGUGCCCGGUACUGAAGCCGGUGCCUCGCUCGAGAUCCGUCAGCGCGCGUCGACGGAGAUCAGCGAGCAGGGCACGGCAGGCUUGGCGGCACUCGCGCCCUUUCCUGGUCGCAGCUCAGCGCUCUUGGCCUUGCCCGGACGACAAGCAGGCCACGUGCAGCUCCUGCGCAUCCCACUACAGUCGUCGCGCUCAUCUGCAGCUGGAGCCACGAGCAUUCUUGCAGCGCACAGUGCACCUCUAGCCGCGCUCUGCCUCUCGCCAUGCGGUACAUUGCUAGCGACGGCCUCGAAGCGCGGAACACUAGUGCGCAUCUGGUCUACC
Messenger RNA from Tilletiopsis washingtonensis, 1906 nucleotides. RefSeq lists its product as hypothetical. Gene Ontology annotation, cellular component: cytosol; phagophore assembly site membrane; extrinsic component of membrane. The transcript has 3 exons. Gene Ontology annotation, molecular function: phosphatidylinositol-3-phosphate binding; phosphatidylinositol-3,5-bisphosphate binding; protein binding. Gene Ontology annotation, biological process: protein lipidation; protein localization to phagophore assembly site; autophagy of mitochondrion. The annotation marks the transcript as partial. Lineage: Eukaryota; Fungi; Basidiomycota; Exobasidiomycetes; Entylomatales. The record is from RefSeq and is a predicted model, not a curated record.